CACCGACCUGAACUGCCAAUACUGUCGUGCUUUUAUUUUGACAAACUGUCGUGCUCUUAUUUUGACUUUCACGUUAUAAGUAAUAGAAACACGGUUGCCGUGGUAACCACAGUGCCCACAGUUACCAUGGUAACCUGCAGAGGGCAGCAGAGCCGUGCGUGUAUUUAUCUGCAGAAGAAGAAACGAGCUCCGGACCGGAAGCGGCGGCGGUGGAUCACGGAGCGUCACGUUGUCCCGGUGAGUUCAUCCGGUCAGCGCGUGGAAGAACAUGAUCAGCUGAUUACCGACACCCCGGAAGUGGCGCUCACUGUAGCAGUCGGCUGUCACGUGGAUCUUCUGUGUCACGUGGACCCGUUCCGGACCGGUCCGGGUUUGUCUUGCACACAUGUCGGUGCAGCUGUGCUGCUUGUCGUUCCGGCAGCCGUACGCUGGUCUGGUUCUGGACGGGGUGAAGACGCUGGAGACCCGCUGGAGGCCUGUGCUGGCCCCGCUGGAGAACCGGACCCUGGCAGUCCACAUCGCCCAGCGAUACUGGGAGGGGGAGGAGUGGAGGGCGGUGCUGAGCGGCCCGCUAGGAAUGAACCGGGCCCAGAUUGAAGCGCUGCUGCAGUCUGGAGAGCGGUUCGGCCGCGGUGUGGUGGCAGGGCUGGUUGAUGUGGGAGGGACCUGGCUGUGCCCCGCCUCCCUGCAGGGGGAGGAGCUUCGUCACCUGGAGCAGUCAGCCAUUCUGAUUGGUCUGCAGGAGAAACACUUGACUCACCUGUCCAACCCUCGCUGGCUGAAGGAGCCGCUGAGCGCACGAGGAGGUCGCGACCUCUGGACUGUGGAGAUCCCUGCAGAGCUGUUACCAUGACGACUGCUGAACUACACAUGCUUUGUUAUGCUGCCGCUCAUUACAGGGUUCUGGUUCUGGUUCUGACCCUGUUUGGUUAAUAAAGGUUGUUUUGUUAGACUCUG
Messenger RNA from Larimichthys crocea (large yellow croaker), 957 nucleotides. RefSeq lists its product as uncharacterized. NCBI's taxonomy places the organism in Eukaryota, Metazoa, Chordata, Actinopteri, Sciaenidae. The transcript is spliced from 3 exons. The record is from RefSeq and is a predicted model, not a curated record. Bases 386 to 853 code for a protein of 155 amino acids.